This is a messenger RNA of Myxocyprinus asiaticus (Chinese sucker), 3544 nucleotides long. RefSeq names its product E3 ubiquitin-protein ligase rnf146-like. NCBI's taxonomy places the organism in Eukaryota, Metazoa, Chordata, Actinopteri, Cypriniformes, Catostomidae. Gene Ontology annotation, cellular component: nucleus; cytoplasm. Gene Ontology annotation, molecular function: poly-ADP-D-ribose binding; ubiquitin protein ligase activity; zinc ion binding. The record is from RefSeq and is a predicted model, not a curated record. Gene Ontology annotation, biological process: ubiquitin-dependent protein catabolic process; Wnt signaling pathway.
UCGAACACACCAGCAGCGGUCUGAUUAAAGAGGAGCCGUGAAAACAUUAUUGUGUUCAUCAGUGUCGAGCAACUUCACUUUUUACCGAUCAAUCUACAUCAAUAAACGAACAAUGAUCGAUCAUCCGGUGACCAGCAGAUGAGCCAAAUCUGAUCGUCGCUGAAAGAAAGAGGCGAAAGUUGUGAUUUUUGACAACAUGGCUAGCUGCGGCGAGGUAAAUGUUUCCGUGGACACCCUGACUUCAGGCAAGAAGGUGAGUGGGGAUUCUGUUACGGAUGGAAGUCCGUCGCCUUCGUCUCCUUCCCUUCCCGUUCCGGAAUGUGCUAUCUGCUUGCAGAGCUGCGUCCACCCAGUAUGUCUGCCAUGCCAUCAUAUUUUUUGCUUCCUCUGCGUCAAGGGAGCUUCCUGGCACAGCAAACGCUGCGCCCUCUGUAGACAGGAAGUACCUGAGGAUUUCCUGGAACGGCCCACUUUGCUUUCGCCUGAAGAGCUGAAGGCUUCGGCAACAGGUGGGCGUGGUACGGGGGCCAGUGGCCACGCGUGGUACUACGAAGGACGUAACGGCUGGUGGCAAUACGACGAGCGGACUAGCCGAGAACUAGAGGAUGCUUUUAGCAAGGGCAAAAAGAGCGCAGAGAUGCUAAUCGCCGGCUUCCUCUAUGUAGCCGACCUGGAGAACAUGGUGCAGUACAGGAGGAACGAACAUGGACGUAGGCGUAGGAUGAAGAGAGAUGUGGUGGACAUUCCUAAGAAAGGUGUGGCUGGACUUAGACUCGAUCCAGAUCCCAGCUCAGGGGUAGGAUCGGGAACAGUACCUGUUGGAGUGGCUGCAGUUGCAGAUUUAAGCACGAGUGUGGACGGAGCCGUGGUUGAACGAGAAAGCUUGGCAGAUGGAGCGGACACUAGCGCCAACGGAGGGCGUCCUCAAGGCGUCUUUGCGCCUGCUCCCGUAAGACCAUCAACCGUCUUGGGUGGUCACCUGUCUGGCCCUGCGGCAUCCUCCGAGGGCAUUCAACUUGUUCAGGCACUCGCACAACUGAAUAUCAACUCCGUCGAGCCUGGAACAGACGAAGAUGAUGUCGAUGACGAAGACGACUCUGUUACUCCGGAUGCCUCAGGAUAUGAAUCCGAAUCCGGCACAAGCGAGGAUGAAGACGAGUCCGUUGGGGACGAAGGUGGAGUCGAUAGCGUGGAAAGCUCCCGGGGUAGGCAUAGACUGCAGCAUUUGGACAGACCGCCCCCUGGUGGUGGCCCUGCACAUAGCAGCGAUCGUUCUGGGUGCCCUGAUGGUCAGUGCACCGUUACGAAGGUCUGACCCCUGCACAACCACUGGACUCCUACCCAACAACCGCAACCGCUGAGUAUUUCUAAACCAAUCUCUGAAAUGCAAAAAAUUACAUGAAUGAACCAUUCAAAUCUGAUUCGCAGAUUAGGAUAGGGUGGAGACUUGGUACAGAUGGUUUCAGUGUAAGAAUAGUACUUGUAUUUCUCAGUCUUAGGAGAAUGUACCAGGGCUGUGCUCUUUGAAUAGAAAUUACAGGCAAAACUUCAAUAAAACUUGCUUUUUAUCAUACCUAUAAUCUUUAGAAUUAGUCCAGACAGUCCAUUGUCAAGGUUUCCUUUAAAAACUGAGUAUUGCCAAUAAAAGCUGAUAAUUUGCUAGCAUUGCGUGAUGGUAAAACCUGUACUCGGUUAAUAUCACAAUGUACACCAACCAGUGUGCUAUGCAAUUUAUAACAAUAUGUACGCCAAGCGUUAAUGAAGACAAACCUAUUUGAGUGAAUUUCAUGAAAACAUGUCCAGGUCACAUUUAACCCCAACAUCAGGAUAUUAUGUUUAUCUUAUUUUUUAGGAUCAUUUUAAUUAAGAAUAUUUUUAGGAUCAUUAAGAGAUUUUGCAUUGUGAUUAUUUUCUCAUUAUUCACAUUAUAGUUCACGUUAUUCUCAAUGUUUAUGUUCUUUAGAUUCACAUUAUGUUACUGUAAUACUUUAAUACUUUAUUUAAGAUUCCUCAUUUAAAAUUCUUUAUUGGAUUAUAGUAAAAAUGUUAGAAAUACAAUGGUUUUAUUUUUAAAAUUCAAGGCCAUGAUUAUGGAUAAAUAUUACCCCCAAUGUAUCAAUACUCAAUUUAAAUAAUACAUGAUAUUAUUUUGCAAUACAGAAACAAGCAUUUGAUUAUUCAUUUUGUUAUGAAAAUAAUAUCUUAAUGCAAAACGUUGUAAUGGUCAGAACAAUUUUAUGACCAUUUACCAUUUUAAUGGUCCUCAAAUAUAAAAUUUCGGUAACACUUUACAAUAAGGUUCCAUUUGUUAACAUUAAUUAACAACAUUAGUUAACAUGAAAAAACAAUGAAAAAUACUUUUACAGCAUUUGUUAAUAUUAGUUAAUUUCAACAUACUAAUACAUUUUUUAAAUCAAAAGUUGUAUAUGUUUACAUUAAUUCACUAUGAACUAAUAAUGAGGUUGAUGUUCAUUGUUUGUUAAUGAUACCUAAUGCAUUAACAAAUGUUAACGAAUGGAACCAUAUUGUAAAGUGUUACCAAAAUGUCUUAUUUAUUCCUCAUGAUUUGGUGGUGAAAUGUGACCCAGACAUGUUCUUGACAAGUUUAAUGAGAAUCAUGAGAUUUUUUUUUAAUAUAUAUUUCCAUUAGGAGAUUUCAUUAUGUCUAACGAGACUCACAGUAAUUAAAUUAAUGUACUGUGGCGUAAUAAACUUAAUCUCUUAAUAAAAUACGCCAUAUCAGUUUUAUAUAGAGGAUUCUGCCAUGGCGUCAGAAAAUAAUGAGCCACUUACACUAUUUUAGUAUGAUAAAAUGAAACUACAUCUUUGAGGAAAAUUGUACACAUUGAAUCUGGUUUCAUUGGUUGAAUAUCACAUUUACGCUGCAGAUACGCAAUCAAAAUAAGACUUUAUAUUUAAGUUCUUUGUGAUCCGUCAUUUUCAUUUGAUUGUAAAAUUACAUUUCUAGAUCUAUAAGUGGUGAGAUCCUAAAGAACCAAGGUUUUAUUGUAGUUUUGCCAAAGAUUCCUCUUCAACUCAUUCUUGUUAUCAGAAAACGACCCUUCAUUUACUGUUUUCUUUUUCUUUUUUAUGUGAGGUUUAAAAUCAAAACUCUUAAAGGUGUGUGUGUGCAUUUGCGGAUAUUUUAAACAUCUUGUCUUUAUUCUAUCUGUCUCAUCUUGGUGUGCUUAUCUGUUUCAUGAUUUUGCAUGUGUUGCUGUGAGCGAUAGAAGGAGCCCUGGACUACGACAAACUUUAGGAAAGGGGCGAGUUUUAUCAGAUGUUGUAAUUGUAGUGUAGCCCUCAGACUGCUACAAACAGCACGAGAGUGGUUUUCAAGCAUAAGAGUCAGUUUUGAUGUUUUUUGAAGUUUUAAUGUUAAUUUCAAUCAUGCUAAUUCUCAUAUUCGUUCAGGUUCUUUGUUGUCAAUGAAACAAAUUGAAAACUAAAAUCGAGAAUAACUUCUUUUGGUGUAUUUUUGUUUUUAACGUGUUGUUUUGUUACCAGUUUUAUCUGAAAAAUAAAGUGUUGUCUGUUUAUUGUC